UGAUUGUCUGAUUGUGCCCUUUCUUUUGCUUUCACUGUGACAUCUUGCAACUUGUUGAUUCUCACAUUGAAAUUUAUUCAAUAACUCACUUAUUGAAGUUGGUGCGUUGGUGUGCUCUGAUCAAUAAGUGUACCCAUUCUGUAUUCAAACUAGACGACAGAGAAAAAUAUAUUCUUUAUUACACUGUACCCGUAUCCAUACUUUCAAGGCAAUUUUGCUACAUUGUUUAUACUGUAGAAGGAAUUAUACUACUGCUGUUAAAAGAAAAGUAUUAAAUCAUUAUGAGACUUCAAGGAUUCGUGUAGAUAGACCCGCAUUUUCAAUAUUUAUCUGAUCCUUGAGGGGGGCCUAGGACCCCCCUGCCCCCCUAAAUGGCGUCCCUGUUCAACUUUAUUAUACUUUUCAAAGUUUUUGUAUUCUACUCAUUUCCAUUGACAACAUGCUCACAUAUCCAAUCUUCCAGGAACUCUAUCCUAUAUAAAUAUGCCUCUACAUCCCCAUAUUCUAAGAAAAGGGUAUUUCUAUGUUAGAGAAGCACAUACUGAAAUGAGCUUAUAACAAUCAGGUAGUUUUGAGGGAAUAUGAAAAAGAUAGACUCAAUUGUCUCAACGGUCUAUUGCUGGUUUUCAAAUAAAAGGUGGAGGUGAGUAGAUGUGACAAGUGACAUGUCCGUUACUGAAAAGAUCGAUUUUGGGAUUCCCAGUCAAAAAAGUUACCUGAUUGGUUGAGUCCUAACCAAGAUAUGCUUUACAUGAGAAAGACAGUGAUGAUUGAAACAGUUUCUCUGUGACUCGCAAUCAUUUAGGAUGAACAUACAGAGAGUGCAAGCAAAGUUUUCUGCUUUCAAAUGGGUGACAGAUGACGGGGAAGUGUAUAAAUAUAAGAGGACUUUGAAAAAAAAUGAGGGUAAGUAUGUAUACAUGUUGUGCGUUAAUCAAGAACAUUGCAAAGGUUCAUGUAUAGUUUCUUUUGAUGAGCCAUCUAAUGGUGAAAGUGUGCGCGGGCUUGUAGAGAAGAAACAACACACCUUCGAGAACUGUCGCGAUCCAACUUUUCUGGAGCGAGAGGAAUUACGUACUAAAAUUUUGGAAAGAGCGGCUACAGAAAAUACAGCAAACUCAGUGAUAUUUCAACAAGAAAUAAGCAGAGCUCCACUGUCAGUGAGGGAUACUCUCAAUUUUAAAGAAAUUGAGCGCUCUAUGCAGAGAGCCCACAACAAACAAAAUCCUCAAGCGCCAAACACAUUGGCUGAGAUGGGUGCUGCAAUAGAUUUAUGGAAGGACAAAUUUGGUCUUUUGGGUGACAAGGUAUUCUAUCUAGGGAAAUUCGGUGAUGAGGAUGACGAAUGUUUAGUGGCUGUUAAUCCCAUCGGACACCACCAAGAUUUCCAGAACACAAACUGGCACAUGGACGGCACAUUCAAAUGCCGUCCGAAAUCGCCAGAAUUUGCCCAAUUAUAUGUUAUAAUGGCAACAUCGCAUGGCAGAGCAUUUCCAAUUGUUUGGGCGUUGAUGAAGACACGAUCAUCAAAGGCAUAUGAUGUUCUUUUGGGAGAAGUGAAAAAUCAUUUCCCAAAUAUGAGACCGAAGGUCAUAAUCAGCGAUUAUGAAAAGGCAAUAAAGAAGCCUUUGAGAGAUAGAUUCCCAGAAAGUGAACACCGAGGCUGCUGGUUUCACUUCACUCAAGCUAUUGAGCGCAAUGCGCGUAAAAUAGGGAUAAGAAAACCUCCCAUGAAUGAAGAUGAUGACGGAUGGAGGGUGGCGAAACAGUUAAUGGCCACAGCUCUUCUACCUGCUGGUAAAGUUGAGGAGGCAGUCGGAGUAAUCGAGGGAUUCGCCGAGAACUAUAUUGAUAGUGCAAAACCAAAAAAACUGAUAGAAUACUUCAAGAGAGAGUGGUUGGUGAGGGUUACUCCUGAGUCGUUCUCAGUUCACGGCCAAGCUAACCGAACAAAUAAUGCACAAGAAUCCUUGAAUCGGUGUAUAAAUCGAGCAAUCAGGCCGCAAGGAAGUGCCUGGGACUUUUGGAGUGGGCUGAUGCAAAUCACUACAAAAGAAAUGAAUUUUUUCAAUCAAUUGAGUGAAGGGCGUGAGUUCGCCAGAAAGAAGAAAAGUGGCUGCUACAAGACGGCAACAUCGUCAACCUGCAAACCAAACUCAGCAACGGUGUUAUCACCGUUGCCGAAUUUCUCUCGGCUGCCAGUUUUAGGAUUGGUGAUACUGCCGUUGUGCAGGGGGCGGAUGAUGUGGAACUUGCACCAAUUCAAAAGAAUGUAUUCUAAGUUAUUUAUUUUGUUGUCCAAGUUGUUUUAGGUAGUUUAUAAUCUCUCAAUUAUUUUUCAUUCCAUAUAUAUUAUAAUAAAUUACUUUAAAAAUGAA
This is a messenger RNA of Nilaparvata lugens (brown planthopper), 2378 nucleotides long. RefSeq lists its product as uncharacterized. The coding region runs from base 807 to 2312 and encodes 501 amino acids. The transcript has 6 exons. The record is from RefSeq and is a predicted model, not a curated record. Lineage: Eukaryota; Metazoa; Arthropoda; Insecta; Hemiptera; Delphacidae.